GGGGGCGGCGGCCGGGCCGAGGCAGCGCGGCGGGAUGGAGCCGGCCGGGGCCCCGCCGCAGGGCUGCGCCCCGGCCCGGGAGGCGGAGGAGCCCCCGGGGUCCCCGGCCCUUCCCGCCGAAGAGCCGCAGGGCGGCCAGCCCGCCGGGCUGCCCCCGGGGGAAGCGGCGCUGCCCGCCGUGGCGGGCCGGGAGCGGGGCCGCCGCGGUGCCGUCCCGCAGGGCCCGGGCGGGCGGGCGGCGCGGGGCAGGGGGCGGCGGGCCCCGGGGCGGCGCGGAGGGGAGGAGGGCGGUCGCGCCGGCCGGCGGCCCCGCGUCACGGUGGACAGCUCCAAGGCCAAGACCUCGCUGGAGGCGCUGAAGAUCAGCCUGAGGCAGCUGCGCUGGAGGGAGUUUCCUUUUGGCAGACGCUUGCCGUGCGAUAUCUAUUGGCAUGGGGUAUCGUUUCAUGAUAAUGAUAUAUUCUCAGGUCAAGUCAACAAGUUUCCAGGCAUGACGGAGAUGGUACGUAAAAUUACACUGAGUCGGGCAGUGCGAACAAUGCAAGAUCUAUUUCCUCUUGAAUAUAACUUCUAUCCUCGAUCCUGGAUUCUGCCAGAAGAAUUUCCCCUCUUUGUGGAUGAGGUUCGUAUGAUGAAAGACAGCGAUCCGUCCUGGAAGCCCACUUUUAUUGUAAAACCUGAUGGAGGGUGCCAGGGAGAUGGAAUCUACCUCAUUAAAGACCCGAGUGACAUCAGACUGACGGGAAGCAUCCAGAGCCGGCCAGCUGUGGUGCAGGAAUAUAUUUGCAAACCACUGCUUGUUGACAAACUGAAAUUUGACAUUCGUCUUUAUGUCUUACUGAAAUCUUUAGAACCCUUAGAAAUUUAUAUAGCCAAAGAUGGACUUUCUAGAUUUUGUACAGAGCCCUAUCAAGAACCCACUCUAAAAAAUUUGCACCAGGUUUUUAUGCACUUAACCAACUAUUCACUAAAUAUCCAUAGUGGGAAUUUCAUCCAUUCUGACAAUGUAAACACUGGCAGCAAGAGGACUUUUUCAAGCAUUCUGUGCAGACUGUCUUCCAGAGGAGCUGAUGUCAAAAAGCUGUGGUCAGAUAUCAUUUCACUGGUGAUUAAAACAAUUAUUGCACUGACACCAGAACUGAAAGUUUACUAUCAGUCUGACAUACCAGCAGGAAAGCCUGGGCCAACUUGCUUCCAGAUUUUAGGGUUUGACAUUCUCCUGAUGAAAAACUUGAAGCCCAUGUUACUAGAAGUAAAUGCAAACCCCAGCAUGAGAAUAGAACACGAGCAAGAGCUUUCUCCUGGAGUAUUCGAAAAUGUCCCAAGCCCCGUUGAUGAAGAAGUGAAAGUAGCUGUUAUCAGAGACACUCUUCGGCUUGUGGAUCCUCAGAAAAAAAAGAGAAAAGAUGUCCAGUGCCAGACCUUGGAGGAGGCGUCGGAGGCCAAGGAGGAGGCGCGGGAGGCGGGCGCGGGGGACGGCGGGGAGCGCGGGGGCAGCCGGAGCCCCGAGGCCGGGCUCCCCUCCCUCUGCCUCAAGCAAGUCUUUCCCAAGUACGCCAGGCAGUUCAGCUACCUGCGCCUCGUCGACAGAGUGGCUGCGCUCUUUAUCCGAUUUCUUGGUGUGAAAGGGACAACGAAGUUGGGGCCAACGGGUUUCCGAACAUUUAUAAGAAACUGCAAACUGAGUAACAGCAAUUUUUCCAUGGCUUCUGUGGAUAUCUUAUAUAUUGAUAUCACAAGAAGGUGGAACAGCAUGGGUAUCGACCACAAAGAAUCAGGAAUGGGUUUGCAAGCCUUUGUCGAAGCUUUCUUCUGCCUGGCUCAGAAAAAAUACAAGUCCCUCCCACUCCACAAGCAAGUGGCCUCGCUGAUUGAUUUUUGUGAGUAUCACCUGGCUGCCCUGGAUGAAAAGCGCCUGGUUUGUGGCCGUGGGAUCGUGGAGCGCCGAAGUGCAGUAGUUCCGAGUCAGACGGAUGGACUUCACCUUACACCAGCUGCACAUACACCCCUCCUGAAUCGCACGGCCGCAGCUAGUAAAUUUGCAGAUUACAGAAAUCAUCGCUAUUAACGGUGCUAAUUCACCGGGACAGAACUGAGAAUGAAUCCUCAGGUACGUACGCGUACUGCAGGAGGAGACAGACUCUUGAAUUCCUUCAUCUAAUAGUCGCAAUUAUUUAUUUCAGCUUUUUAAAUUUACGCUUUUCAAAAAGUCUGCUGCAACUCCCAUUCUCCAGUAACGAUCCUGGCAAUGGCUAUUUAUUUACCUCUCUGUUGGACCUACUGUACACCUCACGUGACAAACUGUGCUUUCGUCCCAAGUGUGUAGAAAACCACGUGUGAAACAAGGACCGGAAUACAGUGGGACAAUAACCGGCGCCACGGGACCGGCUGCGCUGACGGAGAGGCGCGCUCUUAUCAAAGGAAUUACCGUGUGCGCUGGAUGUAUCACGGAAACCAGGCGAGGAGCUGCAGUCCCAAAUACCGGUUCUGAACUAUGGAAAACUGAAACCUGGAAUUACGUUUGUGGUCAGAAUUCAGGCUUUGACCCUCUUCUUUCCAUGGCUUGGACUGUACAUGUUGGAAUCGGUACAGAUUUGGUCAUUGUCCAUGAACUUAUUUUUUAAAGUCGGUCUUAAAACACUGAAAUCAUAUUUUGGCUGCUGGCUUCUUUGUACGUGUCUUUGCCAUGACAAGUACUGUUAAUUUUUUAAAGAAAAACUACAGAUGUUUAUUCUUUUGCUUCCACAGAACCAAUAAGCUGACACUUAUUCACGGAAAAAAAUUACUUCAUUAAGUCAAAUUUGGUGAAUCCUGUGGUGGGUUUGUUGUCAGGUACUAAGCACUGCUUCUGCAAAAAGCUUUGCAGUGUGAAGGCCUAAGAGUUCAUCUAAAUUCCAGUGAAACUGGACUCCUGUCACUGACUUUUAGCUAAACUAAUUGCAUUCUAGCUUUGCUUAUUUUUUGCCUUUCGCAUGUUUGUUACCUUAUUUGGACCUGUAAUAAUAUCUAGAGCAGAUUUGUUUGUCUUUGCACAUAUUCUUCAUUUUUUCCCUUAAAUAACAGUAUAACUCCGUACAAAUUAGAUCUAUAUUAUUUAACAGGGUAUUCUGUCACGAAUGCUGGACUAUACCGCUGCAGUUGUACAGAGUAGUCUUUGUUUUUCCAGACUUCCCUAAUCACACUCCUCUUGCCGGGGCCGAAGCAGAACACGAGACUGGCUGAAAGGACGUGAGAAACUUGGAACUUCGGGGCUGUUCAGUCCAAUUCUUUUCGGUCUCAUAUUUUAUUACAAUAAUGUACGUCUGCAUCUGAA
Molecule: messenger RNA, 3313 nt
Organism: Chroicocephalus ridibundus (black-headed gull)
Lineage: Eukaryota; Metazoa; Chordata; Aves; Charadriiformes; Laridae
Gene: TTLL11
Product: tubulin tyrosine ligase like 11
Exons: 9
Coding region: 35-2068 (677 amino acids)
Biological process (GO): microtubule cytoskeleton organization; protein polyglutamylation
Cellular component (GO): cilium
Molecular function (GO): tubulin binding; tubulin-glutamic acid ligase activity
Source: RefSeq, a predicted model, not a curated record